Molecule: messenger RNA, 789 nt
Organism: Galleria mellonella (greater wax moth)
Lineage: Eukaryota; Metazoa; Arthropoda; Insecta; Lepidoptera; Pyralidae
Exons: 2
Coding region: 120-590 (156 amino acids)
Molecular function (GO): odorant binding
Source: RefSeq, a predicted model, not a curated record
AAGUAUUUCAGGUUUGUCGUAAGCGAAAUAUAACAGUUCAAUCUGAUAUUAGCUUGAUUUACCAAGUUUUUGCAAUUAUGUUUUCACGGAGAACUGUGUAAUUUGUUAUAUCAAUUAUCAUGGAAAAAACAUUGAUGCUCGUAUUAUCUCUGUCACUAACAGUGAAUGGAUACAGACAGAAAUUCUUCUCAGAUACAUUAGACUCUGAGCCGACGAUAUCAAUUUUGUACGCCAAAGACAAGAUAAGUGAUAGAGCUACUAAUGAGUGUUUAAUAGAGAUGUACCCACGGAACCUUUAUAAAUACCCAUUGAGGAUAGAAAGGAAUGACAUACCAUGUAUUCUGCAUUGCGUACUCAAGAAAUUCGGUAUCAUGACCAACGAUGGGUAUAUCAAUUUGAAGAACUACUACAGAAGGGUGCAAGCUAUACACAGAUACGAUCCUAGGAUCCUUAUCUCGGACGUAGGAGACACGUGUGCUCAAAACAUAAAUGCGAUGAACUUAGAUCACGAUAUAUGUAAGAAGGCAAAAGUGUUCAACGACUGUACACAGCUGUAUGCUAUCUCCUUUAAAGAGCCAGAACUAUGGUAGUUACAAGUUUGGAAAUAAAACAAUUUUGAAUGUAUCCAUAUAUUUUGUAAAUUGUACAUUGUACAACCUUUAUAAUGUUUGUUGUAAAAUACUUGUACCUCAAAACGAAGCUUAAUUGCGUCGAAAAUUUAUAACAAUGAAAUAUUAUGAAUAAUAAUAAUUUCUGAUAAACAUCUAGCAUUUAACACUUCUUUAAAAA